AUGGAUUCUGAAAUGGAUGUUUCUUCAACACAUGACAAAUCUUCUGAUCAAUCUCAUGAUAAAUCAGACCAAUCUUACCCUAUGGAUGUUGAUAGUAAAGAAGACGUAAAAAAGGAACCAGAUCCGGGUCAACUAAACAAAUUGCUAGAUGAUAUCGAGUCUGAAGUUCACGAACAAAUAUGUUCUGAUCAGUUACCCAGUAAACAAAGAUUAUCAAAAUCUGCCAAGGAUGGGGAUCACAGACAUCGAAUGACAGAAAAGGAGGAAGAUGAACAAUUACUUCAACAAAGUGCACUGACUAGUGGAAGUACUUUUGGUCUUGGAAAAACUCUUCAAACAAUUUCAGUCCUCGGAUUUAUCAAACAUUACAAACACCAAAACGGCCCUUUCCUCAUUAUUGUCCCAAAAUCAACUUUACAAAAUUGGGAAAAUGAAUUUAAACGGUGGUGUCCUUCAAUCUCUACAGUUACUUUAAUUGGAGAUCAAGAAGCCAGACAAAAAAUUAUUCAAGAAACUAUUCAACCACACAAUUUUGAAGCUUUAAUAACUUCUUAUGAAAUGGUUUUGAAAACUUUAAGUGUUCUAAAAAAGUUUAUGUGGCGAUAUUUAAUUAUUGAUGAGGCACAUAGAAUUAAGAAUGAGAAGAGUAAAUUGUCUGAAAUGGUUCGCCUUCUCAAAUCAAAAAAUCGUUUACUCAUAACUGGAACCCCAUUACAAAACAAUUUACACGAACUUUGGGCUCUUUUAAAUUUUCUUUUGCCUGAAAAAUUUGGAAAUUCUGAUGAUUUUGAUGCAAUGUUUGCAGAAGAUAACGUUUUGGCAGAAAAUUCAGAUUUGGUUAAAAGACUUCACAGAAUUUUGCAACCUUUUCUCCUUCGUCGUUUAAAAUCUGAUGUAGAAAAAAGUUUAUUGCCCAAAAAAGAAUUGAAGGUUUAUGUUGGAAUGUCUAAAUUACAAAGAGAAUGGUAUACAAAAAUUUUAAUGAAGGACAUUGAUAUUUUAAAUUCUUCUGGAAAAGUGGAGAAAGCUCGUUUAAUGAAUAUUUUGAUGCAUUUGAGAAAAUGUACAAAUCAUCCCUAUCUUUUUGAUGGAGCAGAACCGGGCCCACCUUUUACUACAGACAAGCAUUUGGUUGAUAAUUGUGGAAAAAUGGUUCUUAUCGACAAAUUACUUAUUAAAUUGAAGGAACAAGAAAAAGGCUUUUUCCCCUCCUUUUUUCCCUUUUCAAAGAUCCGUUAG
Molecule: messenger RNA, 1239 nt
Organism: Meloidogyne enterolobii
Lineage: Eukaryota; Metazoa; Nematoda; Chromadorea; Rhabditida; Meloidogynidae
Source: the annotation of a GenBank genome assembly